Messenger RNA from Aspergillus affinis, 1854 nucleotides. RefSeq names its product lipase class 3. Bases 1 to 1854 code for a protein of 617 amino acids. Gene Ontology annotation, biological process: lipid catabolic process. The record is from RefSeq and is a predicted model, not a curated record. NCBI's taxonomy places the organism in Eukaryota, Fungi, Ascomycota, Eurotiomycetes, Eurotiales, Aspergillaceae. The transcript has 6 exons.
AUGGUCUUCUCAGCACGACACGGGGAGGAAGAUGACCCCGAGUCGGGUCAGCUUCUCAACAACACCAAGGAAUACGAUGAUGAAAUGGAAAAGAAAAUUCCUGAAAAGACCGGGACUUCAUCUAUGCUCGGAGUGGCCAUAUGGACUAUGGUUAAUGUUAUCUCAACGGUUGCCAUUGUCUUCACCAACAAAUCCAUCCUCACCGACCCAUCCUUCCGCAACUGCCAGAUCUCCUUCGCCGCAUACCACUUCUUCGUCACAGGCGCCACAUUAUGGGUCGCCUCCCGGCCUUGGUGCGGCCUCUUCGUGCCCAAGGAAGUCCAGAUCCGCCAAAUGCUCCCCUUAUCCGCCGCCAUGGGCGUGCAAGUGAUUCUCCAGAAUCUCGGACUCGCCAACUCAUCCGUGAUGUUCCACCAACUCGCUCGUCUUCUACUCACCCCUGUAACCGCCUUCCUGAACUACAUCCUAUACGGCGCGCGGAUCCCCCGUGCUGCCAUUUCCCCUUUGAUCCUCCUCUGCGCCGGCGUCGGUAUCGUCACAUACUACGACUCGCUGCCCAAGGAUGACGGCAAAACCACUACCUCCCUCUGGGGCAUCAUCUUCGCGUUCUCGGGUGUCGGGGCCAGCGCUAUCUACACCGUGUGGAUUGGCUUCUAUCAUCGGAAACUGGAAAUGUCGAGCAUGCAGCUUCUGUUGAACCAGGCACCUAUCAGCGCGGGAUUGCUGCUGAUUACGAUUCCUUGGAUCGAAACCCCGCCUGUUAUGUCGUAUGUGCCGAGCUCGAUGUGGUUUUUGAUUCUAACGAGCGGCGUGUGUGCUUGCCUCGUCAACCUCUCCGGAUUCUAUAUCAUCGAUGCCGCAGGUCCUGUGAGCAGCACUGUCAUCGGGCAGUUGAAGACCUGUGUGAUUGUGGGCCUCGGAUGGGCGUCUAGCAGCCAUAUCGUCAUGAGCCAAAGUGUUAUGGGUAUUGUGAUGUCGUUGGUUGGUAUGGGACUGGGCAUAGUAGAUGUAUCAUCUUCUCUUUUAGAAGAUUUCACUCGUUUCGCACAGUUCGCAGCGGCCGCAAACUGCGCAGCAAACCACAACGAGACUUCCCCCGGCUCAGCUGUCUACUGCGACGACGGGAAAUGCCCUCUCGUGGCCGAAUCAGACACAGAGAUAAUCAAGGGCUUUUGGGAAUUUGAACCAGGCGACACGACAGGCUACCUAGCGCUCGAUCGCACUCAGAAGCGCAUCGUGCUCUCAUUCCGAGGUACAACGUCUACCGAGAACGGCGAGACGGAUCUGAAAUUCCAGCAUGUCGAUGCCUCCGAUGCCUGCACGGGAUGUAAAGCCCACGAGGGAUUCUGGGAGGCCUCAACCGCUGCGAUCAAGAAUCUGACAUCGAGCGUUGAGUCUGCGGCCAAAGAGAACCCUGACUAUACGAUUACCCUGGUGGGUCAUAGUUUGGGAGGCGCGCUUGCGACGUUGGGAGCCGUCUCGCUUCGUAAUGCGGGCCUUACUGUCGAUAUGUAUACCUAUGGCGCACCAUCGGUAGGAAACUAUGCUUUUGCAAAGUAUAUUACUGACCAGACAGCCGGAGAGAACUAUCGGGUGACGCACACCCACGAUGAGGUUCCCAAGGUCUUGUAUCGGGCGUCGAGGGAGUGGCUGCUUCAUCUCGUGGUACCGGAAUAUAGUCAGUCUUCUCCAGAGUAUUGGAUCACUUCGGAUAACGGCGUCAAGCCGACUGUCUCGGACAUCGAGGUGGUUGAAGGUGUAAAUAAUGAGGACGGAAAUCUAGGUCAAGGUGGAAUUACCUUGGAUGCUCAUGGGUGGUAUAUGGGGAACAUGUCGGUUUGUGCUGAUACAUAG